Messenger RNA from Penicillium taxi, 489 nucleotides. RefSeq names its product SRPBCC family protein. Lineage: Eukaryota; Fungi; Ascomycota; Eurotiomycetes; Eurotiales; Aspergillaceae. The transcript has a single exon. The coding region runs from base 1 to 489 and encodes 162 amino acids. The record is from RefSeq and is a predicted model, not a curated record.
AUGUCUUCCAACAACAUCGCCUUCACAUCACCAAUAAACGCACCAGACCAAACUCCCCUUACGAUCUCCGAAGUCUGGGCCGGCCUCCUCCUAAAGAUUAAACGUGCCGAACUAUUCGUCCCAGCCGCAAUCAAGUCGACAGAAGUCUUGAGCGAGACAACAGACCCGCAAACAGGCGCCCCAGUGACAACGCGAAACGUGGUCUUCCACGAGAACGAACGCAAAGUCAAAGAGAUCGUCACCGCUUACAAGCCGUGUCGUAUCGAAUUUGAGCAGCCUGAUGGAAGCAAAAUUAGUAAUGUUGUCAGCGAGGGUGCUGGCGGCUCGCUCUACUUGACUUAUAUCUUUGAGUGGAGACACCCCGGUGUUUCGAUUGAGGAAUUGGCUGCUUUGGCGGAGAAGGAGAAGAAGAUGAGUAAGGACGCUGUUGAGGGAACUAUUACUGCUCUGCGCCAACUUGUUGAAGAAGGUUCCCUUUUGCAGGGGUAG